Cynara cardunculus var. scolymus (artichoke) is the source of this 4233-nucleotide messenger RNA. RefSeq names its product protein MEI2-like 2. The transcript is spliced from 11 exons. The record is from RefSeq and is a predicted model, not a curated record. Gene Ontology annotation, molecular function: RNA binding. Lineage: Eukaryota; Viridiplantae; Streptophyta; Magnoliopsida; Asterales; Asteraceae. The coding region runs from base 1502 to 3919 and encodes 805 amino acids.
CACAACUUUUUUCUUCUCUCUAAAUAUAGAUACAGGUUUCAUGUGUCUAUAGAUUUUGUACGUGUUCACACUUUUUUAGAGAGAGAAAACAGUACACACACACACAGUGUUGAGAGAAAGACACUUCUCUCCCUUCACGACUCCAGUUUCAAAACUCUCUUUCUAAACCAAAAAGGAAAGAAUCCGAUCAUGGCGAGAUGUUUCAGUUGAAUCUUUGUUAGAUUCACAUGGGUUUUUGGUUUAUUUUCGUCUUCUCCAGAGACCCUUUCUCUUUUGUAGUUUGACCCUCUCCAGGUAUACCUCUCUCUCUCUCUCUCUCACACACACACAACACACGAAUAUGUGUGGAAAGCUGGAAACCCGUAUUUAUUUUCUGAAUCUAUUUCUGGGUAUGAAAUAUUUAUUGUUCACAUGCUUUUGCUGAAAUGGGUUUCAUAAACUUUGUCAUUUUUGGAGUUUAUAGUGUACAAGUUGGGGAUUCGAUUGGAUUUCGGUGUUUUACCGUCGAAUACUUCUUUAUUUUGUCGGUGAGCUUGUUUGAUUGCUUUGCAUGUUAUGAUCGGUGUUCGAAUUUGCUGAUUUUUUCGUGUUUGGGUUUUAUUGGAUUACAAAAACAGCAUCGAUUGUCAUGAUCAUCGGCAGUUAUUGCUUCUUAAUGGCAAUCCAUAAGAACAGUUCCUCAUUUACCUUUUGGAAUUUCCUCCAUGGUAGCCCCCUCUUCCAUCCCUUAGCUGCUAAAUGCUUUGAUUUUUGCACAUUUAUGUGGGUUUGUAGGUUGUGAUGAUUAGAGGCUUUUCAUUCAUUCAAUUUAGGACAAUGUUUUGAUUCUGUUUGAGUUGCAUUUAUGCAUCGUAAUUUGUGAAAUUGAAUUGAGAGGGAUACCAGUCUUUGAUUUAGAUGGAAGUUAUGUACUUUGGGGGUUUGUUUUGGAAUACCCAUUUACCCACUUUUAUGUAGAGAAAGAUUAAGAAGUGUAAGAUGAUUCUCAUCUGUAGUUGUUGGAUCAAAACCGACAGAUUAAAUCGGUUCAUAUAAUCGUAGAAAAGGCUAAUUAAGUUCUAUAUAUUUAACAGUAACUGAGCUGAUGACAUUCCUUUUUCUAUCUAGUUUCACUAAUUACAGCGACGAAACUCUGAUUGUGAUUGGCAUGUUCUUCCAAUUGUUUUUCGUUCUACUGUGUAUCCCCUGUUUGAGAUCUUCCACAUACAGUGUCUUGCUUUGUUUUUUAUAAAGUAUUUUAUAUAUAUAUAUAUACACGGAAAAUACUCACGCACACACCUCAGCUUUGGUGAGAUUUGAAUGGAGGCUGGGCGCUACUGAUAACCCAUGUACCGCUGGGCCAAUGACCCUUUGUUGUGUCUUGCUUUCUUGAAGAUAAAUGGAGAUCCACAAGAUUUCUCCUUUGCUUGAUUCCCUGAAAAAGUCGGUGAUUUGACUUUGAUAUAUUAGUUUGUAGUGAUUCCAAAGACGGCAUACUGUAGGUCCUUCAAUAGUAAAGUAAAUGAAUUUCUCGAAAGCGGUGGGAGGUGGAGCAAGGGGAAUGUUAUCUGGAUCCGAUGCGUAUCACGCUUCAAGUGAUGCCACUCUUUUCUCAAGUUCGUUACCUGUUUUGCCUCAUGAAAAGUUGAUUUUAAAUAAUACUGAAAACGGUCGUCAAUCUGUGGAAGGCAAUGAUUUGCUUAAAGAUAUUGAAGAGCAUAUUGGAAGCUUGUUACCUGAUGAGGAUGAGCUCUUAGCUGGUGUGAUGGAUGGUUUUCAUCCGAAUUUGUUUCCUAACGGUGCGGAUGAGUCGGAGGAGAUUGAUCUUUUUGGAAGUGGAGGAGGAAUGGAAUUGGAAUCUGAUUUGAUCGAUAGCUUGGGUAUGGGGAUGUCAAAGGUAAGUUUGGGUGAUGGGGUUGCCGCCAACGGGGUGGCUGCAUACAAUCCUCCGAAUGGUGUGGGAACUGUGGCCGGGGAACACCCGUAUGGAGAGCAUCCUUCGCGAACGUUAUUUGUGCGUAACAUCAACAGUAAUGUUGAGGAUUCAGAGCUAAGAACUCUGUUUGAGCAAUACGGUGAUAUUAGAACACUGUACACCGCAUGUAAACACCGGGGGUUUGUGAUGAUAUCUUAUUAUGAUAUUCGUGCUGCUCGAACUGCUAUGCGUGCGUUACAGAAUAAGCCUCUACGGAGGAGGAAGCUGGACAUUCACUACUCCAUCCCAAAGGAUAACCCAUCGGACAAAGAUAUAAAUCAAGGAACAUUGGUUGUUUUUAAUUUGGACCCGUCGGUUUCAUGUGACGACCUUCUUCAAAUAUUUGGGGCAUAUGGCGAGGUUAAAGAGAUACGAGAGACACCGCACAAAAGGCACCAUAAGUUCAUCGAAUAUUAUGAUGUUAGAGGUGCAGAAGCAGCACUUAGGUCUCUGAACAGGAGUGACAUAGCUGGGAAACGCAUAAAGCUUGAACCUAGUCGCCCUGGUGGAGCUCGUCGAAACCUAAUGUUGCAAUUAAGUCAAGAGUUUGAGCAAGAUGACACUCGAAGUCUGAGACUCCAAGUGGGUUCCUCGAUUGCCAACUCUCCUCCAGGUGUCUGGCCACAAUUUGGCAGUCCUAUAGAACACAGUCCGCUGCAAAGUCUUAGCAAAUCGCCUGUCUUUACUUCAAUGAGCCCUACCAUCAUUGGCAACAGUUUGCCUGGGCUGGCUUCUAUUUUGCAUCCUCAACCAGCAAGGAUAGCACCAAUUGGCAAGGACCAUGGAAGGACUAACCGUAACCAUCUUGAACAAAAUAUGUUCAAUGGAAGUUCAAACAGUGGAUCCACAUUUCAACAAUCUCAUUCACUGCCAGAGUCCAAAUUGAGUCAGUUUAAGGAACCCAUGUCCUCUUUUGGUGGUUCAAGCUCAACUGGUUCAGGAAUUGAAACGUUAUCUGGUCCACAAUUUUUGUGGGGUAGUCCCAAUAUAUACUCUGAACAACCCAAGGGACCUAGCCAUGGCUUUCCUGUCACUGGUCGAUCACCAACCAUGGCUCAUCCAUUUGCUACGACCAAGGGUCCCCCGACCCAUGGGUUUCCCAUCGCAGGGCGCCCUGCAUCUUUGCUUGGUUCAUCACAACACCACCAUCAGCAUCAUCAUGUUGGAUCAGCACCAUCUGGGAUCCCAUUCGAAGGGCAUUUUAGUCGUUAUCAUGAGUCUCCUGAAACAUUGUUCAUGAGUCCUCCCGCUUUCGGAGGUGUAGGUAUAGGUCAUAUUGACAGAGGCUUCUUAGGUUCUCGUGGGUCUGUUGAAAACGGUUCUCCAAGUUUCAGCACCAUGUCUUCUCCCAGGCUUAAUCCCAUGUUUCUUGGUAACGGACAUUACGCAGGGCUGGGACCCACUAUUGUAGAAAGUAUGAGCGAGCGUGGACGGACCCGACGUGUUGACCAAAAUGGAAGUCAGACAGAUAGCAAGAAACAGUUCCAGCUCGAUCUUGAUAAAAUCACGAGUGGGGAAGAUACGCGAACAACUUUGAUGAUAAAAAACAUUCCUAAUAAGUAUACUUCAAAGAUGCUGCUCGCUGCCAUUGAUGAAAAUCAUAGUGGCACUUAUGAUUUUCUUUACUUGCCCAUCGAUUUUAAGAACAAAUGCAAUGUUGGGUAUGCGUUUAUCAACAUGCUUUCGCCGAUGCAUAUAAUCCCAUUUUACCAGGUUUUCAACGGGAAGAAGUGGGAGAAGUUCAAUAGCGAGAAAGUGGCAUCGUUGGCAUAUGGUCGUAUCCAAGGAAAGGCGGCCCUCGUGACCCAUUUUCAGAAUUCCAGCUUGAUGAAUGAAGAUAAGCGUUGCCGGCCUAUUCUCUUUCACUCCGAGGGAUCAGAGUCUUUUGAUCAGGAACCUCAGCCAUCUAGUAGCUUGAACAUCCAAGUGCAUCCAUACACUUCGGCUAGCCCUCCGGAAGAUUAAGGUUAAGGGUGAAAACGUCUUUUUGACGAGUUGUAGCAGACUGCUGACUUUUGACGGUACAUAUUAUAUGAUUAUGUAUAGAAGUAGGAGAUAAAAAAGAUGAAGGUGCAAAGGGGGGUUUUUUUGUGUGUAUUUUGACAAGAAAAGAAAGAGGUGAAUGACCUUGAAAUGUAUAGAGGAUUAGGUGGAGAGAUUAUAAGCUAUUUCCUGUUUUUCAGCUCUUCAUUUUGGAAUUGUAUAGUGGAAGAAGGGAGAAACACUUGUACUACUUUUGUGCUUCAUAUUUACUUGUCUUAAGGGGCCAUUUACCUAAA